AUGUUACUCAAAUCCGUCCUGACAUCUGCUCUCCUAGCCCUUUCACUGGGGUCGGAUCUGGUGACUGCUUCCAAACACGGACGCUUUGCAGAGAUAGCACGUGCACCACAGGAGAAGGCCAAACGGGCAGUUGAGGCUCGUAAUAACCACAAGCAUGAGAAAUCACCCAAGGAUUACCGUUUCCUGAACAAGAAGACUAAACAUUACCUCGUGGACUCCCUGCCGGAUGUUCCAUUUGACAUCGGCGAGAUGUAUUCUGGUCUGGUACCAAUCGAUAUGGAUAAUAGCUCCAGAGCGCUCUUUUUCAUCUUCCAGCCUACCAUCAACGAGCCUGUAGAUGAAGUAACUAUCUGGCUUAACGGAGGCCCUGGCUGCAGUUCGAUGGAGAGUUUCUUGCAAGAGACUGGUCAAUUCAUAUGGCAACCUGGUACUUUUGCCCCAGUGGAGAACCCUUAUGCUUGGGUUAACCUGACCAAUGUGCUGUGGGUCGACCAGCCUGUCGGAACAGGCUACUCUAUCGGCACCCCAACUGCUGUUUCACAAGAGGAGACAGCACAAGACUUUGUCAAGUUCUUCAAGAACUUCCAAAAGAUUUUUGGAAUCAAGAACUUCAAGAUCUAUGUCACUGGUGAGAGUUAUGCUGGACGUUACGUGCCCUACAUCUCAGCUGCGAUGCUCGAUGAAAAAGACAAAGAAUAUUUCGAUCUAGAUGGUGCGCUGGCAUACGACCCAUGCAUUGGACAGUUUGACUAUGUGCAGCAAGAAAUUCCCGUUGUUCCCUUUGUCCAGAAAAACGCGAAUCUGUUCAACUUCAACGAAUCAUUCAUGGCGGAGCUCGACAAGAAGCACAAGUCCUGCGGAUACGAGGAGUUUAUUGACGAGUACCUCACUUUCCCGCCACCCGAAGCCCAGCCGCCCAUGUUAUUCAACUACACCUCAAACGCCGACUGUGAUUUGUUUGAUCUAGUUUACGACGAAGUAUUCCACAUCAACCCAUGCUUCGACCUCUACGAGAUCAAUCUGAUGUGCCCGCUCCUCUGGGACGUUCUGGCCUUCCCCACGUCGCUCGACUACCAACCAGCUGGAGCAACCGUCUACUUCGAUCGCCCCGAUGUUAAGAAAGCGCUACACGCACCCAAGCAGGCUUGGCACGGAUGUUCUCUAGAGCCCGUGUUUGUGGGUGGCAGCGCCGGCCCGGAGCAAGAAGGCGAUAUUUCGGCGAACCCAAUCGAGCAUGUCCUGCCGCAGGUGAUUGAGGCUACUAACCGCGUUCUCAUUUCCAACGGUGACUUUGAUAUGGUUGUCAUCACCAACGGCACGCUCCUAGCCAUCCAGAAUAUGACCUGGAACGGCCAUCUCGGCUUCCAGGAGAAGCCAAGCACUCCCAUCGAUAUCAAAAUGCGGGAUCUCUUGUACGCCGAUGUCUUUGCGGAAAAUGGUGCCUCUGACCUCGAUGGGCCUCAGGGUAUCAUGGGUGUUCAACAUUAUGAGCGUGGCCUGAUGUGGGCUGAGACUUACCAGGCUGGUCAUAUGCAACCGCAGUACCAGCCUCGCGUGGCUUAUCGUCACCUCCAAUGGCUGCUCAGACGCACCGAGAAACUCUAG
Molecule: messenger RNA, 1605 nt
Organism: Penicillium coprophilum
Lineage: Eukaryota; Fungi; Ascomycota; Eurotiomycetes; Eurotiales; Aspergillaceae
Gene: sxa2
Product: putative pheromone processing carboxypeptidase (Sxa2)
Exons: 4
Coding region: 1-1605 (534 amino acids)
Biological process (GO): proteolysis
Molecular function (GO): serine-type carboxypeptidase activity
Source: RefSeq, a predicted model, not a curated record